Pistacia vera is the source of this 2154-nucleotide messenger RNA. Its product is annotated as galactan beta-1,4-galactosyltransferase GALS3-like. The transcript has 2 exons. The record is from RefSeq and is a predicted model, not a curated record. NCBI's taxonomy places the organism in Eukaryota, Viridiplantae, Streptophyta, Magnoliopsida, Sapindales, Anacardiaceae. Bases 184 to 1773 code for a protein of 529 amino acids.
GAGAGAGAGAAGAAAGAGAAGAGAAAUAAUUUUUGUCAUUUGUUUGAUUAAUAAUAUUCAUUCGUUCUCUUCUCCUUCCUCCUAAAAGCUUGCUUUUUUCUCUUCUUCUUUAACCAAAGUCUGAAACCUUGUGUUCUUUGAUAGGCUUCUUCUUCUUCCUCAAGAACACCAACAGCCUCAACAAUGACGCCCAAAGAAAGAGAUCAGAAAGAUAACAAAGAGAAGAAGAUGUUUGUGGGGGUGAUAUGGAACUGUGCAGCUGAAAUGAAGCUUUUAUUAGGCAUGCUUUUGGUUCUUUGUAGCAUUGCCACUCUUCUCCAAUUCAUCCCUUCUCGUUUCACCAUUUCUUCCUCCGAUUUGCGCCUCUGCAUCUCGAAAAUCAACACCAACGCCAAUCCAAACGCCACCUCUCAUCUUCAACAACAGCCCCUAUUGGCCGCUCCUUCUCCCUCUCCUCCUCUUCCUCCUCCUCCUCCUCCUCCCCCUUCACCUCCCCCGCCGUCUCCGUCUCCCCCUCCUCCUCCCGCCCUUGAGCUCGACCAAAUCAUCGACAACUCCACCAUCAAGAGAGCCUUCAACACCUAUGGCGCUGCAGCUUAUAAUUUCAUCACUAUGGGAAGCUACCGUGGAGGGCUCAACACAUUCGCCAUUGUUGGCCUUUCUUCAAAGCCGAAUCAUGUUUUUGGAAAGCCCUCUUAUGAAUGUGAGUGGGUUCCUUUAAACAACUCACAGCCGAGCAUCAAGGCCUCCGGUUAUAGAAUUCUCCCUGACUGGGGCUAUGGCAGAGUUUACACAGUUGUUGUUGUGAAUUGUACCUUUAAACAACCCAUUAAUGGUGACAACAGUGGAGGAAGUUUGGUGGUUCAUGCCUCAAGAGCUUUUGGUGCUGAUACAAAACACAGUGUGGUGGAUCAAAUUCAGGCAAUUCAAGAGCCACCAGGGAGUGUUGAUUUUAGUAUCUACACAACUUAUGCUCCAAAGUAUGAUUUUUUCUAUUGUGGGUCGCCUUUGUAUGGGAAUUUGAGUCCACAGAGAACGAGAGAGUGGAUAGCUUAUCACGUGAGGCUCUUUGGGGAGAAAUCCCACUUUGUGAUUUAUGAUGCAGGUGGGGUUCAUCCUGAGGUUUUGGAGGUGUUGAAGCCAUGGAUGGAGUUGGGGUAUGUGACAUUGCAGGACGUAAAGGAGCAAGAGAGAUUUGAUGGGUAUUAUCACAAUCAAUUCUUGGUGGUGAAUGACUGUUUACAUAGAUAUAAAUUCAUGGCUAAAUGGAUGUUCUUCUUUGAUGUUGAUGAGUACAUUUAUGUGCCCUCAAAAAGUUCCAUCAAGGCCGUGCUUGAUUCCCUCACUGGUUAUGACCAGCUCACCAUUGAACAAAAUCAUAUGAGCAGUCAGUUAUGUAUGCAAGCUGAUGCUGGAAGAACAGAGAGGAAAUGGGGGUUUGAGAAGCUUGUAUUCAGGGAUGUGAAGAGAGGAAUAAGGAGGGAUCGGAAAUACGCCAUACAGCCUCGAAAUGUAUACGCCACCGGAGUUCACAUGUCGCAGAACCUCCAUGGAAGGACAAACCACAAGACCGAUGGCAAGCUCAAAUACUACCAUUACCAUGGCACAAUUGCAAACAGGAAAGAACCCUGCACAACUCUUGUCAAUGGGACAAAAUACAACUUUGAAAACACACCUUACGUUUUGGAUACCACAUUGAGAACCGCAGCCUGGGCUGUGAAGAAAUUUGAGCUCAAAAUGAUUGGCCUUAGGCUACAAAAUACUCAUCAAUGAUUUUGUAUUUAACAACUUCCCCCUUCUUUUUUUUCUUGUUCAGAUAAAUUAAAAUUCAUUGGGAGUGUAUCUUCUUUUGUAUAAUAGUUUUUUUUCUUUUAAAAAACAGAAGGUAUAGAGAUACAUAUUAAGAGAGACACAUUAGAGUUUACAUCAUUCUUUUGACUUAUAUUCGUUCAUUUUCGGAAACUACUACAAUACUAGUUCGGUAAUGUUAUUAGAUCAGUACAUUACAUAACCUUAGUUUAUGAACGUAUAUUAUAAUUUAUAUUAAUGCAAAGGUGGCCAUUGUUAUUGAUCUGAUAACGUUAUCGAAUGUAUAAGCGAGCAGAUUCCUUUAUACUUUUUUUCAUUAUAAUACAUUUUGGCUCUUCUUCCUUU